AUGGAGCCGGUCGACGGGCGACGGGGGCAGCUGGCGUAUACGACCUUUGCAUGGCGACGGGUGUACAAACCCACAGAGGCGGCGCAUGGCCUGUCUGGUCAGUCGCACAGAGCGACUGAGCUCGCCAGCGCUUUGCGGGCUGGAGAGACGCAGUUGGCGCUGAAUCUUUGGCGUUCCUGGGCAGGUGGAGAUGGUGAAGGUGUCGAUCUGGCGACCGAACUCCUUGCUGAUGGCGAUUCGCCGUUGCACGCCUUGAGCCGCCUGAAGAAGUUUGACCAUUCGGGUGCUGAGCUUUUCACCCUGCUCCUUCGCGCGUCGGGCCCUGCAUCGCUGCGCCAGCGAAACAGCUCAGGCCAGACCUUUCUGCACGCUGCGGCCGGCCGGCUGAAUGGGCGGAUCUUAGCUCAGGCUUUGACCGAAGCGCCUGAGCUGGCACCACUCUUCGUGCAGAAGGACGCCGCAGGGCACUCGCCCAUGUCCAUCUUGGCCAAGCACGUCUUCCCUCGCGGCGCGGGCGCGUGGCACGAGGAGCUGCCGGCGCUGAAGGCACAUGGCGCCAGUGGAUCGGAUGUCAACUUGGAAGUGGAGGAUGAGGCCACCGGACGGAUGGAGAGCCUCAGCUGCAAGUCCUCAGUGUUACGGCUUUCACCACGUUUCAGCGAAGAGCUCAGGGUGCAGACCAGCGCGGCGACACUGAAGGUGGCGCCUGAGUGCUGCCGCAGCGCACGGGUCGUGACGGAGGUUUUGGCCAUGCUGCAGAGCGGGGAGCCUUCCGUGGAACUGGACGGCCGAGAGCUGUGGCAGUUCUUGAGCUUCUGCGUGCAGUAUCAGCUGCCUGCUGAUCUGAAACAUUGGGCAUCCGAGCGGUUGCUUCGCUGCUUGAAGGAGGGUGCUGGCAAUGCAGCUGUGGUGCCGAUGCUCUUGCGGGGCGCACGCGCCUGCGGUCUGACGAUGCCGCAACGGCGCUACGUGCUGCACUGUAUGCUCACCAUACCUGAAGCCUUGACUUCGGCUGGCCAUUCUGAGAAGGGCGUUCAACGACAGGCGAAGGUUCUGCUGGCUGCUUUGGCGGAGUUGGAGUGCCUCAAGCCCCAUGGCCACCACGAACACCGCGCAGCACCGGGGACAUUAGGCGAGUGCGGCACGAAGCCGAAGCGAGCGAUGGAUGUGGCAUUGGAGGGACAAAGGCUCAGGUCAGAAGGGCCGACAGGGCCUGCGGGGCCUGCGGCUUAUCCCACCCUGUGCUCCGUGUUCGAUGAAAAGGAACGGGUGCAGUGCACUGGGAGGAGGGUGAAGAGUGAGGUUGCACUGGACUCCAGACUUUGGGCGCAAGAACUGGGGCAAGAUGUGACGAAGCCGGGCCGGGUCGGCUUUCCGGAUGGGUCGAUGGCCGUGGUCAAGGGACACUGGUCAAUGGACACGGCUCAGGUCAUCUCAGGUGAGCUGGCUUUUACAAUUCUGGAAGACAUCAGACUGGAUGAAAGAAUGCAACUCGAGGCUCUUGGUCAGCGGAAUAUGGGAAGCCCGACCAUUGGCGCCCCGUCCAUGGUUUUCCUUCAAGCCCGGUGGUUGGAGUUGGAAUCCAGCUUCGGGACGCAAGCUCGCUCGCCGCCCACGGAACGCGAAGUCCGAUUCCACCUCAGAUUGAACCAGGGAGUCUUCCAAGCCUGGUGGGGUUGGGAGAGCUUUCACGUUCUUCACGCCGAGCACAAUCGAAAGACCAAGGCGUAUGCACAGUGCACCGUGGACGGCAUGCAGAGCCAGACGCGAAAAGAAGUGCCAGAGCUGCACAGGAAGAGCGGCAAGAAGUUCACAGGAAGAGCUGCACAAGUGGUCCGAGAAAGUCACCAGCAGACUCCUGGCGGUCUCGAGUUUCGAAGCGGGACCACAUAA
Durusdinium trenchii is the source of this 1893-nucleotide messenger RNA. NCBI's taxonomy places the organism in Eukaryota, Dinophyceae, Suessiales, Symbiodiniaceae. The record is from the annotation of a GenBank genome assembly.